AUGGCAACCACAGCCUUUCCUGAUCCGGCACAAUGCCAACAAAACUUUGAACAAGCCGUCGCCCUCUCGUUACAUCUCUGGCCUGCCCUAACUCUCGCCGUACAGAAUGAAUGGGGCGGCCCUGAUUCAGCCGACAAGCGCGACUGGUUCGCCGGCGCAAUCGCCGAUCUCUUCCCUGAUGUCUCCCGCCUGACGCCGGCGCAGCUCGAGCAGAAGCUGGUACAGCAGGCUCAGCUUUCCCCAGAACAACAAGCUUCAGCAACUGUCAAUGGAGUCAAGGUCGAUGAACCCGACCAGGAAGAUGUCGAAGCCGUCUUGCUGCAGGUGAUGCUGGACGAAUUCGAGGUCGCCGUGGAGGACGACUCGGCGUAUGAAGUGGCUGAACAAGUGGUUAAGUUGCGCAAGGAGUGCUUGCGCGGCAAGUUUGAUGGUGUAGAGGCACUGAGGAUAAAGUGGGAGGCCAGGGGUAGCAGCAAGAACUGUGGGGCUGUGUUCCAGCAGGUGAAGAAUGAGGACGAUGAGGACGAGGACGACGAUGAUGAGGACGAAGAGACUCAGGAUGGCGAUGGGGAUGUUGAGAUGGAAGAGGCUCCUGAGCUGGUGGCGACCAAUGGCUCCCGGAGGGAGAGGCCUGAGCCAGUGGUGGACGAAGAUGGAUUUACGCUGGUGACCAGGAAGAAGCGGUAG
This is a messenger RNA of Thermochaetoides thermophila DSM 1495, 687 nucleotides long. RefSeq names its product putative 20S pre-rRNA protein. The record is from RefSeq and is a predicted model, not a curated record. Gene Ontology annotation, biological process: maturation of SSU-rRNA from tricistronic rRNA transcript (SSU-rRNA, 5.8S rRNA, LSU-rRNA). The coding region runs from base 1 to 687 and encodes 228 amino acids. The transcript is spliced from 2 exons. NCBI's taxonomy places the organism in Eukaryota, Fungi, Ascomycota, Sordariomycetes, Sordariales, Chaetomiaceae. Gene Ontology annotation, cellular component: nucleus.